Messenger RNA from Vitis vinifera (wine grape), 1500 nucleotides. RefSeq lists its product as uncharacterized. Bases 1 to 1500 code for a protein of 499 amino acids. The transcript has 3 exons. Lineage: Eukaryota; Viridiplantae; Streptophyta; Magnoliopsida; Vitales; Vitaceae. Gene Ontology annotation, molecular function: nucleic acid binding; RNA-DNA hybrid ribonuclease activity. The record is from RefSeq and is a predicted model, not a curated record.
AUGGUCAGCCAAAAAGGGAUAGAGGUCAACCCGGAUCAAGUCAAGGCAGUCAUAGAAACACCACCCCCCAGGAGCAAGAAGGAAUUACAGCGCCUCACAGGCAAGCUCGUCGCGCUAGGGUGUUUUAUAGCCCGCUUCACUGAUGAACUGCGACUCUUCUUCUUGGCAAUACGAAAAGCUAGAGCAAACGGAUGGACGGACAGCUGUCAAAACGCUUUUGAAAAAAUUAAACAUUGCCUUAUGCAACCGCCCAUCCUGAGCAGCCCCAUCCCUGAAGAAAAAUUGUACAUAUAUUUGGCUGUGUCCGAGUGGGCGAUCAGUGCUGUUCUAUUCCGCUGCCCCUCACCCAAGGAGCAGAAACCUAUCUACUACGUCAACAGAGCGUUGGCGGACGUAGAAACUAGGUAUUCAAAAAUGGAGCUAACGGCCUUAGCCAUUCGAAGUGCCGCCCAGAAGCUCCGCCCCUCUUUCCAAGCCCACCCGGUGGUCGUGCUAACUGAACAACCCCUUCGUAACAUUCUGUACAAACCAGACUUAACCGGAAAAAUGCUUCAAUGGGCCAUAGAAUUGAGCGAAUUUGGGAUCGAGUUCCAACCCAGAUUCCAAUGCCAGGAACCAAGUGAAAAAGAGUGGUGGACUUUGCGAGUCGAUGGAACCUCCCGAUCAUCAGGAUCCGGGAUAGGGCUCCUGUUGCAAUCCCCAACAGGAGAACAUUUGGAGCAAGCCAUUUGGCUGGGGUUCCCCGCCUCUAACAAUGAAGCGGAAUAUGAGGCCAUCCUAUCCGGAUUGGACCUCGCCCUGACUCUAUCCGUCUCCAAGCUCCGGAUCUAUAGUGAUUCCCAACUCGUGGUAAGACACGUCCAGAAGGAAUAUGAGGCUAAGGAUGCGCGCAUGGCGCGAUAUCUAACUAAAGUAAGGGACACCUUACAACGAUUCAUCGAGUGGACGAUCGAAAAAAUCAGACGAAUUGAAAAUGGGCGCGUCGACGCCUUGGCAGACAUAGCUGUGUCCCUCCCCAUCAAAGAAGCCAUAAUGUUGCUUAUACAUGUGCAAGCCAACCCUUCCGUAUUGGAAGCUUCCACUUGCAACACCAUUGAGGCAAAACAAGCAGACGACCAAGAAUGGACGAACGACAUUAUAGGGUACCUCCGGACAGGUCCCUACCUUCGGUGCCUAAACCAUUCAGAGGCGCUAUAUGUAUUAGCUGAAUUACACGAAGGGAUACGUGGAAAUCAUUCUGGAGGACGAUCUCUGGCGCAUAGGGCCCAUUCGCAAGGAUAUUACUGGCCCACGAUGAAGAAGGAUGCGGCAGCCUAUGUCAAAAAAUGCGACAAAUGUCAAAGGCAUGCCCCCAUACCACAUGUGCCAUCGGAGACAUUAAAACCAGUUUCAGGCCCCUGGCCCUUUGCGCAGUGGGGCAUGGACAUAGUAGGACCCCUCCUAGCCGCACCCGCCCAAAAGAAAUUCCUGCUCGUCGCCACGGAUUACUUCAAUAAAUGA